AUGGAGGGCCAAGACAUCACGCUCGGCAACACGUUUGAGCAAACUAAAGGCAUUUACGAUCGAGUCCGCACUACGACUAGCAAGCGACAGCCGACUGAAGAAGCGCUUCGCCAGUGUAUGCGCGAGAUAGUCGCCGCACUAAAGAAACUUGGACGUCAAUACUACUUCUUCGGAGUGGUAUCGUGUCAGCUCCUGACGACGAUCCCUCGAACCACCGCAGACGUAGAUCUUGUUAUCGAAAAUUCCUCAAACACAUUGCCGAACCCUCGCGACUGGCUCGCUGAUGAGCCGUUCUUCUGGAGCAAGAGACAUUCACAAUACGUCUGGACCACAACGCUGGAAGAAGAUGACGAAGAAGACAAGAUCCUGUAUCAGGGUCGCUGUUUCGUCGAGAUUGACAUCAACGUUGCCGGAUGGGGCAGCUUCCCUCGCUUUGAGACAAUUCGUGAUGUACUGGUUCAGUUGCCAGGAGGCUAUGGGCUCUCGCUGCCGCGGAACGAGCUAUUAAAGCUGAAGUUGGCGGGCUGGGCUGAGAAGUCUCGCCGCGAGGGUCCAAAGAAACACAACGACAAGUUGGACAUAGUUGCAUUGCGAACAAUCAUGGAUGUUGAAGAGGAAAGUCUGGACCUAGAUAGUAUGACCGCCAAUAUGAAGGAAGGCUUGAAGUUCUGGCUACAGGAAAUGACUGAUGAUGCCGAGUGGUGA
Messenger RNA from Alternaria atra, 705 nucleotides. RefSeq lists its product as uncharacterized. The record is from RefSeq and is a predicted model, not a curated record. NCBI's taxonomy places the organism in Eukaryota, Fungi, Ascomycota, Dothideomycetes, Pleosporales, Pleosporaceae. The coding region runs from base 1 to 705 and encodes 234 amino acids. The transcript is spliced from 2 exons.